AUGGUAUUUAAUGGCUUGAGGGACCGACUGGUUCUGGUCAUGACCAAAGGCAGACAAGUACUCGGAAUCUCAGGGGAUACCAUAAUUCUUAGUCCAUACCGUCAGCAUGGAAAAGCAUUCUCGAACGGCUUCAUGCUUGGAAAGCUUUACUUUGCACUCUCCAUUCUGGAGCCUUUCGGGAUUGCAGUUAAAGCAGGUGGGGUUUGGGAAAUACAACCGCCUCCAUCACGCAUCACGCAUCGCGCCGCUUAUUUGGCUUCAGGUACUAGGCUUCAAAAGAUCCCUCGCCUUGCCUCACUGAGCUGUAAGACGGGGAAUUGGACCUUUAACCAGCCCACCUCGCCUUACUAUCCUCACGCAUGGGACAGACAAGCUAUCAAACCUGCAUACCACCGCCAGUCUCCUGGACCCAUUCUUUCUUUCCUGUACUUCCCCUUCCCUGUCCCUUUCCUUCUCUCGGCGGCACCAAUCAACCCUGCGUCUGAGGUGUUGUAUCAACAUGUUCAGCGUGACGACCUCCUGCUGUACGAAUAG
Messenger RNA from Colletotrichum lupini, 534 nucleotides. RefSeq lists its product as uncharacterized. Lineage: Eukaryota; Fungi; Ascomycota; Sordariomycetes; Glomerellales; Glomerellaceae. The record is from RefSeq and is a predicted model, not a curated record. The coding region runs from base 1 to 534 and encodes 177 amino acids. The transcript has 3 exons.